Camelina sativa (false flax) is the source of this 423-nucleotide messenger RNA. The record is from RefSeq and is a predicted model, not a curated record. Lineage: Eukaryota; Viridiplantae; Streptophyta; Magnoliopsida; Brassicales; Brassicaceae.
AUGGAAGACCCGUUGAUUGGUAGAGAUAGUCGUGGUGGUGGUACGGAUCGAGUUCGUCGAUCAGAAGCUAUCACCCAUGGUACUCCGUUUCAGAAAGCUGCUGCACUCGUUGAUCUGGCUGAAGAUGGUAUUGGUCUUCCUGAGCAAAUACUUGAUCAGUCGAGCUUUGGGGAGUCUGCGAAGUAUUACUUCAUCUUCACACGCUUGGAUCUGAUCUGGUCACUCAACUAUUUCGCUCUGCUUUUCCUUAACUUCUUUGAGCAACCACUGUGGUGUGAAAAAAAUCCUACACCAUCUUGCAAAGACAGAGAUUACUACUACCUGGGGGAGUUACCGUACUUGACCAAUGCAGAAUCCAUUAUUUAUGAGGCAAGUAGUGAGCUUAUGUCUUGUUUGCCUUUGAUUUUCGCUAUAGAUGCAUAG